AUGCAUAUACUCGUUAUCUUCAUACUUCUUUUCCAUUCUGCUUUUACUCAAUCUCCUAAAUGCAUCUGUACGGACGACUACAGGCCAGUGUGCGGAACAGAUGGAGUUACUUAUGAGAACAGAUGCAUGUUAGAGUGCUACAGAGCCGUAUGUUCAUACGAAGGUCAAUGCGUAAAUAAGAAACAGUCAAAUAAUAAA
This is a messenger RNA of Iphiclides podalirius (scarce swallowtail), 198 nucleotides long. NCBI's taxonomy places the organism in Eukaryota, Metazoa, Arthropoda, Insecta, Lepidoptera, Papilionidae. The record is from the annotation of a GenBank genome assembly.